Punica granatum (pomegranate) is the source of this 1970-nucleotide messenger RNA. The record is from RefSeq and is a predicted model, not a curated record. Lineage: Eukaryota; Viridiplantae; Streptophyta; Magnoliopsida; Myrtales; Lythraceae.
AUGGGGCAGGGGCUGAGCUGCGUGCCGAGUCACGAGCACGGCCUGUUCAGUGCUGUUCAGUACGGCGAUUUGGAGGCCGUGGAAGCUCUGGUUGGGGGAGACACUGCGCUGCUCCACCAGACGACUCCCUACGAUCGCCAGUCUCUGCUUCACGUAGCUGCUGCUAAUGGCCAGAUCGAGAUUCUGUCUAUGCUCUUGGAUCAGUCUCUAAAUCCAGAUUUAUUGAACCGCAACAAGCAGACUCCUCUUAUGUUGGCUGCAAUGCAUGGCAAGAUAUCCUGCGUCAAGAAGCUGCUUGAUGCUGGGGCUAAUGUGUUGAAGUUUGAUUCUCUCAAUGGAAGAACUUGUUUGCACUACGCUGCUUAUUAUGGCCAUUCAGACUGCCUUAAAGCCAUAUUGUCGGCUGCUCAAUCUAGCCCUGUUGCCGCCUCUUGGGGAUAUGCAAGAUUUGUUAAUAUUAGAGAUGGACGCGGAGCCACUCCUUUGCACUUAGCGGCUCGUCAAAGGCGACCUGAUUGUGUGCAUAUUUUGUUAGACAAUGGAGCUCUGGUCUGUGCUUCAACGGGUGGAUAUGGCUAUCCUGGGAGUACUCCUCUUCACCUCGCAGCAAGAGGAGGAUCUCUUGAUUGCAUCAGAGAAUUACUUGCAUGGGGUGCAGAUCGUCUUCAAAGAGAUGCAUCAGGGAGAAUACCACAUUCAGUUGCUAUAAAGCACAUGCAUGGAGCAUGUGCAGCGUUGUUAAAUCCUUCAUCAGCAGAGCCUCUUGUGUGGCCAUCACCUUUAAAAUUUAUCAGUGAGUUGAAUCAAGACGCGAAGGUUCUCUUGGAACGGGCCUUGAUGGAGGCAAACAAAGAGAGAGAAAGGAGCAUCUUAAAUGGAGCUGCUUUCUCAGUUUCUCCAUCUCAUUCUGAUUCCGGAGCAGAUGAUGAUAUUUCAGAGGCAAGUGACAAUGACUUGUGUUCCAUAUGCUUCGAGCAAGUAUGCACGAUUGAAGUCCAAAACUGUGGACACCAAAUGUGCGCCCACUGCACGCUUGCCCUCUGCUGCCACAACAAGCCUAACCCGACCACAGCCUCCAUAAACCCGCCAGUCUGCCCAUUCUGCCGAGGUCCAAUAGCCCGCCUUGCAGUCGCCAAGAUCAAGAACUCUGAUGAUCACGAUCAUGAAGUGAACGAGAUUAGUUCCUCGAAGCUAAAGAAGUCGAGGAAGUCGAGGAACUUCAGCGAGGGAAGCAGCAGCUUCAAGGGCUUAUCUUCAGCCGUUGGUUCACUGGGGAAAAUGGCCAGUCGUGGCUCGGGGAGGAUUGCUGCCGACAAUGAUUGGAUGGAUAAGUCCUGAUAUUCUCGCCCUCGGUGGUCACUUUCUUACAUAUGGCAUUGCAAAUAUUAGUUUUGGUAAAACCAUGAUUUGAUUCGAUCAGGAUGGGGAAAGAAAUAAGUCGAGGAUUCGUCAAAAAGUGGUGGGCCCACCCCUUGCUUGGCAUAUACUGGGAAAUAAGCGGGAAUCCUCGUUUAAGUUGCAGGUUUGUUUCGGGCUGGUGAGUUUGGUCAUCACAUCUGGGUUGCGUUGUUUGCGGUUGUUGUUGUUGUCGUCUUCAUCAGCAUUGUAGGAGAUUGGUGAUUUUUGAAGUCUCUGCUGUUAGUUAGUAACUCAGGGAAAAAAAGGAGAAUUCUUUGAUCUUCAAAGGGAAGAAAAGGAAAUGGUCAAAGUUCUUCAAUGGCUGCUCUGCUCGGCUCUUACGAAAAGGUCCAUCACCUCCCAUGGAUCAGGAGGCCCGCUGUAAUUUUGACUUUGACCCCACCUGGCAAUUCUUUAUUAUAUUCUCCAAAAAUGGGGAGGGUAUGUAAUUAUUUGAUAUUUCAUCAGGGAGGAUAUGUAAUUAUUUGAUAUUUCAUUAUCUAUUUUUAUGUAAAAUAUAUAUAUGGAAAAAAAGAAGAAGAAGGAAAAGCUUUGGCUGCUGUUGUGAAAAA